Messenger RNA from Mycena citricolor, 2279 nucleotides. Lineage: Eukaryota; Fungi; Basidiomycota; Agaricomycetes; Agaricales; Mycenaceae. The record is from the annotation of a GenBank genome assembly.
CGAGAAUGCUGGGGAGAAACGUGGAGAACUUAGGAGGCUGGCACGCAUUCUCGCCUGGUUGAGCAACCUUGACCAACGGGCGCUGAGUUGUCUUUAUAAACACAUGCGAUGCGGGGAUUACGAGGAUUUAUCGUCGAGAUAUGAGGCGCCAACUUUCAAUGCCGACAACCAUCAGAGGAUUGGCAGAAGAAUGCACACGAACGGCAUGCUCUUCAUAUGUCUCGGCCGAUGCGGCAGGACAAACAAUCUCCUGUCUAGCCCCUGUUAUAUGCGCGUCUCUUAAACCUGACCUUCCUUGUUCUCAUUUGCCCACCACAACCUAUCCCUUCCCUAUCAUGGCUGCCGCUGCUACUGCUCGGGCGCCUAACCCCGUUCUUCCUCGGCCCUCGCCCACAACAAUCGUCCCCACACCCAUUCCUUCCUCUUCGUCGACUUCCCACUCUACUUCCAAAGCCCUCGAUAACAUUUGGUUUCCCGUUCUUUCCAAUCUCUCGCCCGAGGACCGAGUUCUCUUCUACCGUAACGGUAUCGGCGCCCGCAGACACAUAGAGUUCCCAGUCGUCCACCACUCCUUCGAGCGUCAUGUGCGUAACCAGCCCGACGCGAUCGCCGUCGAGCACUCUACCGAGGGAACGUCCAUCACGUACGCUCAGCUGGACGUCAAAGCCAAUCGCCUCGCCCACCGUCUCAAAGCGCUGGGCGUCAGCCCAGGGAAGCGGGUGUGCAUCCUCGCACGGCGCUCGAUCCCUCUGGUCGUCGGCAUCAUGGCCGUCUUGAAGGCUGGCGGACAGUAUGUGCCAUUGGAUGCCGUCACUAUUCCCGACUCGACGCUCGGCUACGUCCUGAACGACGCCAAGCCCAUCGUUGUUCUCUCCAUGCACGAAUAUGCUGCUCGCGUCCAUUCCACCACGCCCAUCGAUUUGGAGGCAGUCAUCGAGGAGGACGAGGCUGCGCACGCCGACGGGAGCAAGCCGGCGGACCCGACGACCUCGGAUUGCGGCGUCUAUGCCAUCUAUACCUCUGGAACGACCGGUGUCCCGAAGGGAGUUGACGUCAAGCACCGUGGCGUGACGAAUGUGAUCUCGCCGGGUUCGCCAGCCAACGUCAAUAUGAGACCUGGCAUGCGUGUGGGGCACUUCAUGAACAUCGCCUUCGACAUGGGUGCAUGGGAAGUCUUGGGCUCCCUGUACAACGGCUGCACCAUCUGCGUUCGUGGCAACACCAAGAAGGACUGGAUCGCUGUCAUGAAGACGGUAAACAUUCUCAUGGUGACGCCAAGUAUCCUGUUCUGUCACGAGCCUGAAGAUUAUCCGCUUCUCAAACAUAUCAUUGUUGGAGGAGAACCCUGUCCCCAAGCACUUGCCGACAAGUGGGCGCGCACAAUUGACUUCAAGAAUUGUUGUGGUCCCACGGAGGUGUCUAUUUGCAACACGGUACAGCGUCAUACCGUGGGGUAUCCUCUGUCCAUCGGCUCCCCGAUUCCGAAUGUGAACACUUAUGUACUCUCGCGUGACCCUUCGAGCACACAACCGAUCCCUAUCGGGGAGGUUGGCUGCAUGUGGGUCGGAGGCAUCGGAGUGAGCGGGGGCUAUCUCAACCUUCCUGAGAAGACAGCUGAGCGAUACCGGCCGGAUCCGUUUGUUGGUGGUGGCGCGAUGAUGUUCAACACGGGCGAUAUUGGGCGCUGGCGGUCUGAUGGACAAUUAGACCAUCUGGGGCGGGCGGAUGACCAGGUCAAAUUAAAGGGCUUCCGCAUCGAGCUGGAUGGUGUUGCUGCCGCUCUUGGAACACAUCCUGACGUCAAAAACUCUGUGGCCCUUCUUAUCAAUAGCGAGCUCUGGGGCUUCGUCACGCCGGCGACCGUCGAUCUCGCGAAAGUCCGUGACGCUGCUGCUCGCAUCCAGCCGUAUCAUUCUGUCCCCACCCAGUAUCUUGCCAUGGACGAGUUCCCGAUCACCAAGAAUGGCAAGGCCGACAAGCGCGCGUUGCUCGUGUUUGCCGAGGGCCAUCCCUGCGAAGGCGGGAAGCGAUACUCUGCUGCCAGUCGAAGCGGAUCUUCUUCUCCUUGAGCGCGCCUUCUUCAUCCAUUCCUUCAUUCAUUUAUUCUUGGAUUAUGGGCUUGGACUGCUCUCGUUCUAAGUAUAUUUCAAUAACGUACAUCAUGUCGUCUGUACUAUGUACAUUUGUAGCUUAGGUUGUUUUUGUACCACUUGGGAUCCUGAAAUCGAAUUUUUCUGAUGCUUGACAAUGACUACGUGUCUUCCAAUUCUUCUGUCAAC